Molecule: messenger RNA, 3537 nt
Organism: Rotaria sp. Silwood2
Lineage: Eukaryota; Metazoa; Rotifera; Eurotatoria; Philodinida; Philodinidae
Source: the annotation of a GenBank genome assembly
AUGGAUUUUACUCCAGUACGAGAUACGAGUGUUACAUCUGGCCUUGACCAAUCUCAAGGUCAAGCUAAAAGAAUAUCAAAUGAACGUCAAAUGAUUGCCAAACUUGAUCCAGCUGAACUUCAAGAUCGAUAUUUACGUUUAUAUGAUGACCAUUUGGUUCUUAAACAGCAUGCUCGAAAGCAAGAAGAUAAAAUUAAAAAAUUAGCAACCAAAUUAACAAAAGUAAUUGAAGAUAAAAAGAAAAGUGAUGGAAUUCCUUUAGGAAUUAAACUUGGCGCUCGUGAAACCGAAACUGAAAAUCUUCUUGCUGAAUAUCGUAAUAAAAUAUCUCAAUUAAGUGAACAAAAUAAAUUACUUAAACAACGCAUUGUUGUUGCUCAACAACAAUUACAAGCGGCACAACAAAUGAAAAAAUCACCUACUAUGUAUGAUAAUGUUACAUCAAGAAUUGAUACAGGUCAACCGAAGCGAAUGCCAUCACCAUUACUUCAUAAUCUUCGUGUUAUUGGUCCACGAGAUUCAUCAAGAAUUAUAUCAACUGUGGUCUACUUAUAUUUUAGAACUUCUGGAACAACUCCAAGAAUAAAUAGUGCAUUAUUAGAAGAUGCUCGAAUGACAAAUAAACAAUUAGAAGAAUCACUUGAAAAAGCUCAUCAACAAUUAAAUGCCAAUGAGCAACUAAUUGAAAGUCUUCGUCAACAACUUCAACAACGUGAUAAUGAAUUUGAACAAAAUUUAAUACGUUUAAAAGCUCAAACAACAGGUGGUGAUUCACGUACUAAUUUACAAGAAAAUAUUGAUAUGAUUCGUUUACAACGAGAUUUACGUGAUAAAUCUGAUGAAUUAAGACGUUUCCAAACUCAAUGUACAAAUUUUGAAUCGCAAAAUCGUUCACUUCAAGUGACGAAUGCAGAAUUAUUAAAAGAAAUUGAUCGACUUGAUAGACAAAUAAAAGAUGAACAACAACGAGCAUUACAAUUACGUACUGAAUUACGAAAUGGAUCACGUUCAAAUACAGUUAUUCACGAACUCAAUGCUCAAAUAGAAGAUUUUCGACGUGAAUGUGAAUUACUAAAAGAAGCAAAUACAAAAUUAGUUAGUUCAGCAUUUAAUGGUGAUCGUGAACGAGAAUUUCGUGAAAAAGAAAGAGCAUUAAAAUUACAAAUAGCACAACUUGAAGCAACAAUUAAAGCAGAUUUAGGUGAAAGAGGAACUUUACUUGAUCGGCUUACAUUAGAAAAAGAUUCAACUAAAAGAACUGAUGACGAACAUCGUUCUAUGCAUUUGAAAUAUUUAGAAAUGAAAGAAAAAUAUGAUGAUUUAGCAGAAAAAAUGAGAUUUUUUGAAAAAGAAAGUGAUAUAAACAUGAAAGAAAUUGAAGAAGCACUAAUUAUAUUACGUCAACGUAAACAACGACAAGAACCAAAUUUUGACUUUCUACAAAAAGUUGAUGAUGAAAAAGCACAAAAUCUAAAUCGACGAGUACUUGAAUUAGAAAGUCAAUUAGCUGAAACAGCUAAUGAAUUAGAAAAAACUCGAAACUUAUUAUUUAUGCAAUAUAAAAUUAAUCGAGAUUAUAAACUUGAAGUUGAUUGUGUUCAAAGAAAAAUGGAUGAAAAUCAUGCAGAGUAUUCAUCACGUGUAGUUGAAAGUGGUCAAUUACUUGAUAUUCGUGCUGAUCGUAUUCGACAACUUGAAAAAGCCUUAAAAGAUGUUGCUUAUGGUACACGUCAAUAUCGUGUUCAAGAACAACAAAUUGUUGAUAACAAUCUAACUAAUGACUUAAUUGAAGAAGCUAUCGAACUUGAACGUGGUCAAAAUUUAAUCGAAGUUCAUAUAAGUCGUGCAUCAUUUAAUGAACGUGCACUUGAAUUUUUCGGUAAAAACAAUGAACCAUCAACAUUCUGUUCAAUAGAAUUUUUUGAACAUGAAUUACAAAUGACACCUAUUGUAAAGGGUCGAACACCAGAAUAUAAUUUUACUGCACAAUAUAUUGUUAAUGUUGAUGAUUUUCUUUUGUAUUAUUUACAAAAAGAAUAUACACUUAUUGAACUUCAUCAAACAGUUGGACAAUCAUUUCAAACAAUUGCUACAUGUAAACUUAGUUUAAAACAACUUAUUGAAGGUACUCAAGGUCGACUACAUGGUACAGCUAAAUUAAUAGCAUCUCAUCAAAAUAAUAUUGAUAUUGGUACAUUUGGGGCUGUUGAAUAUUGGGUUCGUUUGCGUGUACCUAUGGAACAAGCAUUCCGUUUAUUAAAAGAAAAAAUGAAAGCUCAAGGUUAUCUUGUUACAACAAGUCGUCAAUCAACAAAAACAUCUGAUGAUAUUGAACAACAACGUGAAAUGGAUCCAAAUAUGAAUGAAUUAACAAUAGCUAUUCUUAAUUGUGCAAAUGUUACAGCAGCUACAUCAGAUCAUCAACCUGAUCUUUAUUGUAUAUAUAAAUUUUAUGAUUUUGCUGAUCAUGAUACAAUAACAAUUCCAUCAUCAAAUAAUCCAAAUUUUGAUGAUCGUAUACAAUAUCCUGUUCAAAUGGAUGCUGAUCUUGAUCGUUAUCUUAAACAAUCUCAAUUAACAAUAUUUGUUUUUGAUGAUCGUGAUCAAAAAGAUGAUCGUUAUGUUGCACGUGCUGAUAUUCCAUUAAUACCACUUUCACAUGACAAUCCAAUUCGAGGUACAUUUCAUAUGCAAACUGAUCAAGGUGAACAAAAUGGUACAAUGGAUGUUACACUUAAAUGGACAUAUUCAUAUUUACCACCAUCAUCAUCAACUCGUACACCAGCUCAACGUUCAAAAAGUAUACCUACAAGUCAUCGUGAACCUUUAGCUUUAUUACCUAAUGAAAGUAUAUCUGGACAUAAAACAAUAGCUGAAAAACAAAAAGAAAUGAAUGUAAGAUUAAAAUCACAAGAUGUACUUGGGUCGGAUAGUGAACAAAGACCAAGACCAGGUUUACCAAGAAAUAGUUCUGGUUUACCAUCAUCUAGUUCAUCACAACCAGUACGUAAUGGGCAUCAAAAUUAUCCUCAACGAACAUCAUCAAAUGCAAGUUUACAGAGCAAACGAGUUAGUUUUGAUAAUCGAGAUGAUGGUACAUCAACUCAAAUUCAAAAUGGGGAUCAUCCAGCUACUAGCGAAACAAGUCGUACAGUGUCACCUGUAUCAUCUGAUGAAGUAGUCAAUCCAUCAGUUGCAGCAACACCUUAUGUGGAUGAUUCUGAGCCAGAUAUUGUUUAUCAAACUUCAAUUUCAAGAAAUCCUAAAAAAGGAGAUGAUAUUGUAACAAUCGGUGUACAUGAUCUUGUACUCAAUAAUAGAUGUUCUGUAUUUGAUGAUGAUAAUUGUGAAAAAGUAUUCGUUAGUGUGGAAUUUCUUGAUUAUCCAGCAGAAGCACUUGAAACACCAUAUGCAUUAGUCAAAGGAGAACCAAAUACAAAAUAUAGUUUUAAUUUUCAAACUGAUUGUUUAAUACGUGAUCAAUCAAAGAAAAAACAACUUGCUGAACUUGUUGAACCAAAAUCAAGUGGAGAGUAA